Molecule: messenger RNA, 3860 nt
Organism: Lepisosteus oculatus (spotted gar)
Lineage: Eukaryota; Metazoa; Chordata; Actinopteri; Semionotiformes; Lepisosteidae
Source: RefSeq, a predicted model, not a curated record
ACACGUUUUGGUUGGACAAUUUGUGUCAUUUAGGGGGAGGCCUUAAAACAGCAGAUACCAAGAAAACCUUGAGAGAUUCACUGCAACUACUGAAAGCUUCAUGUGAAAACCAUGCCUUCCUUUUUGCUUGCUUGAUUCUUGUUUCCCUUCUGCAGUUUUAUCUUAUUUUUCACGUUCCGUUUUUUUCUUUGUCUGUGGAAUGGAGUAUUUGUGGUUUCUGGGAUUGUCAUGUAUUUUUCUCCUGCUGGAAUGAAAGGGAGAGUGAUUUAAAGCAAGCAGCUUUGGAAACACACCAGGCAGAUGGUUGCUCUGGCUUAGCUGGUUGCUCUCCUGCAGCACUGCAGAUUAAAUGUGGCUCUGCUGACUCACGUUCACUGUUGGAGGUUAAAGGGGCCUUGUAUCCGCCCCCUGCCAGGCCAUGUGUGCAGAAAUCAGGGAAGGACCUCAUCUCCAGCACUGCUGCAGCCAAGAACCCGCCUGCACAAAAACCCCAAGUGCCUCCUAAGCCCGUUCACCUGCAGAGUUUUGGUCAGGAAAGAAGACCCAAGUUCAUCCCACCACCUCCAUCCAGACCCCUGCCCUCCAAACCUCUGCCGAAGCCAAGCAAGAGCCCUGUCUCUGCAGGGAAGGAGGAAAACAAACCAGUAAAGAGUGUUUGCUUACUCAUUGAGAAGUUUGAAAACUCCAGAAUUCCUAUUUUUGGAAUUAAUAGGAGAACCCAACUACAUCUCUCUUUUAACAUGGAUACUCCCCAGGAGUCAACGGACCAGCUGGGUACAGAAUCUGAUCGACAGGGGUCUGGUAACUGUUCCACGGCAGAUAAACUUGCACUUAACGUUUCGGAAACAAAGUCCGAUGUCGCUGAGCUCUCGAGUUUCAGCGAGCUGCAGAUCGGCGAUUUAGGCACGUGCGAAUUAAAAACCGACGGGGACUGUUCCUCCGCUGGCCGGACUGAGGACUCACGUGCAUGUGACAAUCGAGACUCUGCCUUGGAGCACAACGGAAAUGGCAAAAUUCCCAACAGGGACAGCGGCAUCGACAGCCCCUCCUGUAACGUGGAAGGAGAGGGGUUUCCGAACGAGGAGGCCAUCGAUGAGGAGAUGAGCGAGAGUCUCGCGGAGCAUGAAACAGAGGCCGAGAUGGAGAGUGGGGCGAAGGAGAGCUGUGCUUCGUCCGUGGACAACCACAAGAGAGACUCCACUCAGGACGAGGAGGACAGCGACAUGGACGAGGGCAGUAGUGAGGAACACGAAACAGCAGAAGUGCCAAAAACAGAGCAGCCAGACACAUCUAAGUGCACAGAGCCACAAAAGUUGCUGAACAUUGCAAGAGAACUCCUACAGACGGAGGAAGCAUAUGUGAAGAGGCUCCAUUUACUGGACCAGGUAUUUUGCACUAAAUUAACAGAAGCUGGAAUUCCUCCAGAGGUGAUCACUGGAAUCUUCUCCAAUAUAUCGUCAAUUUUUUGCUUUCAUAAGCAGUUUCUCCUCCCUGAGCUGAAGACCCGAAUCACCGAGGAAUGGAAUUCCAACCCUCGGAUCGGAGACAUCCUUCAGAAACUAGCUCCGUUCCUGAAGAUGUAUGGAGAGUAUGUGAAGAAUUUUGAUCGCGCGAUGGAUCUUGUAAACACCUGGACACAGCGUUCCUCUCAGUUCAAGGGUGUCAUUCAGCACAUACAGAAACAGGAAGUGUGUGGGAACCUGACACUGCAGCAUCACAUGUUGGAGCCUGUGCAGAGAAUCCCACGGUACGAGCUGCUGCUCAAGGACUACCUGAAGAAGCUGCCCGAGGAUGCACUGGACAGGAAAGACGCAGAGAAAUCACUGGAGCUUAUCUCUACAGCAGCCAACCAUUCAAAUGCGGCUAUCAGAAAAAUGGAAAAGAUGCACAAGCUUCUGGAAGUCUACGAGAGACUUGGAGGUGAGGAAGAUAUUGUUAAUCCUGCCAAUGAGCUUAUCAAAGAAGGUCAUAUCAAGAAAAUGUCUGCCAAGAAUGGAACUGCUCAGGACAGAUAUUUAUAUGUGUUUAACAAUAUGGUGCUGUACUGUGUGCCAAAACUCCGGCUUAUGGGUCAAAAAUUCAGCGUUAGAGAAAGGAUUGACAUUGCUGGCAUGGAGGUGCAAGAAAAGGUGAAGCACAAUUUGCCUCAUACAUUUGCAAUAGUUGGGAAACAGAGAUCACUGGAAUUGCAGGCAAGGACUGAGGAAGAAAAGAAAGAUUGGAUUCAGGUUAUUAUGGCCACCAUAGAAAAGCACAAGCAGAACAGUGAGACGUUCAAUAAAGCGUUCAACAGCUCCUUCUCCAGAGACGAAGAGCAUCCACCUGAAUCCCCUAGUGUCUGUAGUAAUAUCAGUAUGGAUUCCUUUGAUGGAAGCAGCUCACCAGUAGGGAUGGAUUUGUGCAAGAAAAAUUCCAAAUCAAAGAAGGAAAAGGAGAAGCAGACUUGUAAAGGUUGCAACGAGAGCUUUCAUUCCAUAACUAAAAGGCGUCACCACUGCAAGGCCUGUGGAGCAGCAAUCUGUGGGAAAUGCUCUGAAACAAAGAUAUCGGAGAACAAACCCAGCCGCGUGUGUAAAGAGUGCUUCGCAGGCCAGGGGAGUUCUGGACCGGAGACCGUGGGAGACCAGAGGAAGAAGACCGCGGUCGAGAAACAGAAUUCACUAGCAGCAGAAAACAGUCUAUUCUGCAGUCAUCUGCAUUUUCUAGAGAAGGGGAAGACCUGGAAUAAAGUCUGGGUUACCAUUACCAAAAAUGAGCCACUGGUAUUAUACCUGCAAAUGAGCGAUCAGGAAAGUCGCUCACCACGUGCCAUCCCUUUGCCAGGCUAUGAAAUCUGCUUGCCACAGGACAAGCAGGAAAUGAAACAUGUCAUCAAACUCAGCCAGUCCCAACAGACCAUACUGUUCAGUGCAGAGGACGAGGAGCUUCAAAUGAAAUGGAUGGACAUCCUUUCAAAAGCAGCCAAAGGGGAGAUUACUGAAAGCACAGAACAGCAAAGCUAAACUGAGGAGCAGCCACUUGUUCAUGGCCAGUGAGCUCUCCAGGGGCGUCUUGUGGUGUAAAGCAUGCCCAUUACUUGAAUUCACUUUACCACGGCACUUUUUUGUUUCAUUUUUAAAGGAUGUCUGAUUCUCCCUUGUAUGCAUCCAUAGCCACAUUUUUAUUUUUGUUCCGGUCUUUCUGAACGAGAGAACAGUAAGAGAAAGAACGAAAACAAGAUGACCGUUUUGUAUUGUAGCAUACAAUAUCAUGGUAAAAGAACGUGUUCGAUGAGGGUAUUUUUUUAAUGUGUACAUUGUGUAUACACGGUGAAGCAUUAAUUAUAUCUGUGAUUUGCUCAUACAUAUUCAGUAUUGUUCGUAACUGUAAAGCCUUCCAGUAUCUGCAGUGGUCAUUUCGUGCAGGAUGUACAGUAAAGUAUUUCAUUAGUUGACCUUAUGCUCCAUUCAUUCUAACUUAAGAGGUGUGAAAGCUUGUGGCUGGCCACUGUCUCCUUUCCUUUUUCUGUCCUCUCACUGUAUGAUGUUCCUUGUGAAUUUUAAGAGAUGUAAUUAAUUUCCCUUAACUACUGCUAAUUGGGGUAUGUCUGCUGUUUUGUGAUUAAAAUCCAUACCAACAUGGAGUACUGCAAGUAAAAAUAAACCUGCCAAUUCCUAGGGAGACAAUAGUGAGAACCUUCCCUGUGCAUGUACAGUAGAUUCACAUAUUUAUGUACUGUGUUUAGAAAUUGACUCUCAUCAUCAUAAAGUGUUUUCAUGUAAGUUGACGGAUACAGUAUUACAUGGCUAAGUGGGACCAUUUACACAGAACAGCAAUCAAAUAUAUAAUUAAUAAAAAUGCAUAUGGUUCACUAAUGGCAA